Messenger RNA from Hordeum vulgare subsp. vulgare (domesticated barley), 1052 nucleotides. RefSeq names its product pathogenesis-related thaumatin-like protein 3.5. Gene Ontology annotation, biological process: defense response. The transcript is spliced from 2 exons. Gene Ontology annotation, cellular component: extracellular region. NCBI's taxonomy places the organism in Eukaryota, Viridiplantae, Streptophyta, Magnoliopsida, Poales, Poaceae. The record is from RefSeq and is a predicted model, not a curated record. Bases 144 to 923 code for a protein of 259 amino acids.
GCAGCUGCACCUGCCGAAUCACUUCGCUAAUCUUGCAUCCCUCUUCCAGCUGCAGCUCCCACACGUUUUGUCCAAGAGCUCGAUCGUCCGCUGCCUGUCCAACGAGCUCCUCCUAGCUAGCUCCAUCGAGGCGCGCCAUUGCCAUGGAAGCCGCACGGAUCGCGUCCCUUCUGCUCCUCCUCGGGGCCGUUUGGUCACGCGCCCAGCCUGGCGCCGACGCGGCCGGCACGACGGUCUUCACGCUGCGCAACAACUGCACCUACACGAUCUGGCCGGCCACAUUGUCCGGCAACAGCGCCGUCGCCGUCGGGGGCGGCGGCUUCGAGCUCGCUCCCGGCGCCAACGUCUCAUUCCCCGCCCCAACGGGUUGGUCCGGCCGGCUCUGGGCGCGGACCGGCUGCGUCGCCGCCGCCUCCGGCGCGUCCCUCGCCUGCGCCACGGGCGACUGCGGCGGCGCCGUGCGCUGCACCCUCGGCGGGGCGCCCCCCGUCACGCUCGCCGAGUUCACCCUCGGGGGCGCCGACGGCAAGGACUUCUACGACGUGAGCCUGGUGGACGGGUACAACGUCGGCAUCGGCGUGGCGGCCACGGGAACCAGGGUGAACUCCUCGACGUGCGGCUACGCCGGGUGCGUGGGCGACGUGAACGCGCUAUGCCCCGCGGAGCUGCAGGUGGCCGGCAAGGAAGGCGCGCAGGAGGGGAAGACGGUGGCGUGCCGGAGCGCGUGCGAGGCGUUCGGGGCGGCCGAGUACUGCUGCACAGGCGCGCACGGCGGGCCGGACAGCUGCGGGCCGACCAAGUACUCGACGCUGUUCAAGGCGGCGUGCCCAGCCGCGUACAGCUACGCCUACGACGAUCCCACCAGCACCUUCACCUGCGGCGCCGGGGCGCAGUACCUCAUCACCUUUUGCCCCGCGCAGUAGUAGUCAUUCGAUUUUUUUUACUGGUGUCGUUCAUUGUUAUGCAGCUGUGUCGAUUUUGGUUAGUAUCGUUCAUCCGAAUUACCAGAUUUAUAUUUGUUUGGUCGUGUCGAUAUGUAUGCUUUUGAUUCA